AUGGCCAAUGAGCUCGAAAAGGAGGAAGUUGCUACAGAGAGCUGGUCUAAAAAGGCACUUAUCCUGGCCUAUGCCAUGGUUUGGUGCAUCUACUUCAUCAACACUAUGCAACAGGGUAUUGCUGGCAAUCUCACACCUUAUAUUACCAGCAGUUUUCAGCAGCACUCAUUAACGGCGACUAUCACUGUCAUAAGCAGUCUAAUUGGAGGCCUAGUCAAAUUGCCCCUUGCCAAGCUACUUGACAUCUGGGGCCGUCCUCACGGGUUUGCGCUCUGCGUGGCGCUCCUGACCAUCGGCUUGGUCAUAAUGGCAGCUUGCAAAAACGUUGAGAUGUAUGCUACCGCUCAGGUCCUUUACUGGGUUGGCUAUAACGGACUAACCUAUACCAUGAGCGUAUUCAUUACCGACACCUCUGCCCUCAGAAAUCGAGCCCUGAUAUUUGCGUUUGCCUCGUCUCCAUACAUCAUAACCACCUGGCUGGGUGGCCAUAUUGCCACAAGAAUACUCGCUGGCAUUGGAUUUGCCUGGGGCUUCGGCAUAUUCGCCGUUGAAGCCAUAAAGUUCUACUUGGUGGAGUUUGACAUUGUUGGUGUGGUUCUCGUCGUCGCAGGUUCUGCACUGUUCCUGUUCCCAUUCAACCUUUACAGCAAACAUCCCGAGGGCUUGCAGUCGCCGUCCAUCAUUGCUUUGAUCGUAAUUGGCGGUGUACUAGUCGUUGCAUUCGCGCUAUGGGAGAUAUUCUGGGCACCAGUUAAGUUCCUCCCCUGGAAGUUAUUAAACGACCGUACAGUUCUUGGUGCCUGCUGUCUCGCAGCCGUCCUCCUCGUCAGUUACUACACCUGGAGCGCCUACUUUUCCUCCUUUUUACAGGUUGUCAUUGGCCUCGACUUGAACCAGGCGAGCUACAUAACCAAUAUCUACAGCACCGUCGCUUGCCUCUGGUCCCUUGUUGUUGGCGCCAUUGUCCGCUGGUCAGGCCGGUUCAAGUGGCUCGCUCUCUACUUUGGCGUACCGCUAAUGAUCGCCGGCGUCGGUCUCAUGCUCCACCUUGGGCCGGACUUUGACAUUGGCUACAUCAUCUUGUGCCAGGUACUAGUUGCCUUGGCAGGUGGGACGCUCUCCGUCUGCAAGCAGAUUGCCGUAAUGGCCGCCGUAGAGCAUCGAUUUACUGAGCGCCAGUACGUGGCCGUAGUUCUGGCUGUCGAGAGCAUGUUUUCCAGCCUUGGCGGUGCUGUUGGUUCGACGGUGGCCGCCGCCAUCUGGCAAGGAGUAUUCUCUGCGAAACUCAAGGAGUAUCUUGUCGCUGAUGCUAAGGGUGACGCCAGAAACAGUACCAAAGAUAGUAUCAAUGACUACCUCAGCGGCAUAUACGGUAGCCUGACAACACAGAUAUCGUACCCGGAGGGGUCCGUACAAAAAAUUUCUAUUGUUCGUGCCUACGGCGACGCCCAAAGCGUCAUGCUGACUGUGGCUACUUCUGUUUUGGUUUUGGCAAUAGUUGCAACCGCUGUAUGGAAAGAUAUCAGAAUCGAGAGCUUCAAGUAA
Messenger RNA from Colletotrichum truncatum, 1545 nucleotides. Its product is annotated as siderophore iron transporter mirB. Gene Ontology annotation, molecular function: transmembrane transporter activity. The record is from RefSeq and is a predicted model, not a curated record. NCBI's taxonomy places the organism in Eukaryota, Fungi, Ascomycota, Sordariomycetes, Glomerellales, Glomerellaceae. Gene Ontology annotation, biological process: transmembrane transport. Gene Ontology annotation, cellular component: plasma membrane.